AUGUCUAAUAGUAGUGGAUAUUUGGUUGUAUAUGUGUAUCCCAAUUGCCUUAUGAAAAAUGGUGAUAAUGGGGUCGUUUUCGAGUGUGAGAAGCCCGUGUUGUUGCGUACACGGCGAGUUGCCUCGUUGUUGGAGUUGAAGAGUCUGAUAUUGAGGAAUGUCGAUGGUAGUGGGAGAAAAGAGGUCGGACGGGUAUGUGAUAGGCUGCUAGCAUCGAUGGGAAAUGGAGUUUUUCGGUUUCGUCUGUUUUGGCUGUAUGGCGACGAGCAUGUGCGGCUGAUGUUUGACAUCCAUGGGAGAAUCAUGGCCAAACAAGUGAUGGAGCUCUCCGCGGAGGUUGGUGAUGUAGGUGGUGAUGGAUUUGGGCAGUCGGACUUUGUACAGGAUGAUCCACCUUUUGCACCACCGCUGAUCCAUGUUGCUAGUCUGUUGGACUACAUGGACGUUGACGGCGAGGAAUUUGACGAGGAUUAUGUUGCGGAUAGUAACGACAGCGAUUCGUCAGAAGAUGAUGACGAGGAGUUCGUGCCGGAUACUCCAAUAGAGCCAUCACGUCGGUAUCUUUUGUCGGCCCCGCGCCCGAUUCUGGCGUUGUCGUUGGUGCCUAGUCAUUAUCAUACAUUGGACAUGGAUGCGAUACAAGAGAAAAAUCCAUUUUCCAACACGGGUGAAGACGAUUACAACUUAGACGAGGAGCUGGAGUUUAGCGUGGGCCACAUAUUAAAAAGCAGAGAUGCAGUACUGCAGGGAGUGAAGAAUUACAGCAUCCGUAGAAGUGCAGAGUACCGAGUACUAGAGUCGGAUCGAUUAAAGUACCAUGUGCGUUGCCAACAACACGAAUCAGGCUGCCCUUUGAGUCUCCGAGUCGCUCUCCGACAUAAUCUCGGAUAUUGGUAA
This is a messenger RNA of Arachis ipaensis, 897 nucleotides long. The record is from RefSeq and is a predicted model, not a curated record. NCBI's taxonomy places the organism in Eukaryota, Viridiplantae, Streptophyta, Magnoliopsida, Fabales, Fabaceae.